AAAUAUUCUGCGGAUUGUAGGCUAAUGUGACUGACUGCAACAUGGCCGCCCAUAAGAAGACAUGGUUUAUACUUCAUUAAGUUACCGCCUGCUUUAGAAGAGAUUUAAAACGUGGUUUUCUGUGUCAGCAUCGUGGGUUUUAAAUAAGUGUGAUAAUAUGAAAUUAUGUCACGAUAUUAGAUAGAUCCUGUUGCGCCGAUGUAACACUUGUGGGUAGGGACAGCAGAGCUAGAACUAUUCAGCUACAUAUCUUGGUUCCGGCUGCAGUCGAACGUGUAUCUUAAGGAGUGGCUGUCUCGUAAGAAAAGCAAGUACAUCAUUGUAAUUUUGGUUUUCCUAAAACAUUUGAUACGUGGCAUACACGGACAUUUGUCAUCACGUUCGUAAUGUAUCGGCUCCUCUCGCGAAGGCGCACCCUGGCCGUCUAGAUUCAGGCUGCGCUGCGUCGUCGUCAUCAGUCAUAGACAGACUGAAAAGCUUGAGCUGUCCAUAAGAAUCAUUUUACUUUGAUCUUGCUCCUCCUGUGGCAGGUAGUCAGACCGUUUUUUUAAAAUCAACACCUCUUCUCUGUCGUACUGUAAACAGGGGAUAAAUAAUCGCCCGCGUAUGAAAUUGACUUUCAGAUAUAUUUUGUUCUAGAAAUGCGAUUAAGCCAACUAGCUGUAUUAUCUCUAGGAGAGUAGCUAGCUUGCUAGCUACAACGUUAGGUUUUCAGGACCAAAUAAAGACGGCCUAAAACAAAGGUUCGCGCUUGCUAAAGUAUUCAUUUAUAGUAUGAUUAAUUUUUAGUCGUGUGCGUUACACGCUUUACCAUAUAACACCGUUUUCAGUUUUCAGCUGUCAAGUAGGUUAGUGAGCUACAGGUCAAAAUGAAUUCAGUCCAGUACUAAAAUAAAAAUACGUCAUUACUCAUUCGUUACACACGUUUAGCUAGUACAUUAUUUGUCCUGGUUGGCACACUGAUAUAUUGUCACUACAAAUAACCGCCUCAGGUUAUUUUUGUAGGUUAUACCGGGAGGGUAGAUGUACCUGUUUAGGGUUUUACUCACUUUCCCAGGAGGCUGCAUUUGGUUAGAAUGGAAGUUCCUUUCCUCAUCACAAAAUUCACUCUUCUGAAAUCUCACACAAAUUACAUGCUUUUCUCACUUCGGACUUGUAUUCUAAUUGUAAUGUGAAACUGUUGUAUGUAAUAUUAACUGUUAUGUGUAUGAAUCAGUUGGCAGUUAUCUGACGUCUAACUCAUAUCAUCAUUCCUUUCAGAUUCUUUGUCGUUUCAGACUGUGCUCUGGAAUGUAACUUAAAAUUUCACGACCCUCACCACUGACUGUGUCCUCUUUCCUUAUGUUGGCCAUGAUCAAGACUCAAUCCCACAAUGCAAUGCAGCAAUGUGGUCUCACUGCGCAGGGUGUUUCUCCAGUUCCAGAGCAGAUUCUGCACUUUGAUGGAAAGCCUGAAUUCUGACCCCAAGAUGGCUGAAUUCAUGAACACAUCUUUGGGGAAGUACCUAAAUGGCCACCCAUUUCUUGCACUGUCCUUGCUGGUUUUUGGUGCCUUGGCGACAGUACCUGUUGGUCUCUUCCUGGUCUUUGCCAUGGUAACGUUCAUCUCUGCCACCGUGGGCUUUGUGUUAUUGGAGGUGUUCCUGCUUACACUGGGGGGCGCCACACUGCUGUGCGUACUCUGUGGUGUUGCCAUGGUUGCUGUCAUUGUCUCCUUCAUCCUCAGUGCCAUCUACAUCACCACCUCAAACUUGCUGAACUUAUACUACAGCCAAAGGGUUUCAGAGGAGAAGAGUGAUGCGACAAAAACUCUGGGGUCUGAGAACCUGAGAGGCCAAUGACUGGUACCACUUUACCUCAACUCCACCCCACAACCAAAAUUCCCUGUAGGCACAGCCUGUAUCAAAAAUCACUAAACCACAAAAAUAUACCUAUAUUAAAUUAAUCAUAAAAUCUGCCAGUAUCAAAAAUGAAAUACCUGCAUCAUAAUCUCCAUGCUGUGCUUCUGAGCAUUAAGCACUCCAUUUCAUUAUACCCAUAAUCCCUCUGUGGACACAGACAGCACCCAAAGCAGAAUUAAAGGAAUGUUCCUGAUGCCACACAGUCAGACACUGAGACUCCUACCAUGUUUACAACAAUCAAAACAUUUAAGCCUCAGUAAAUGCCUUUUUUGAGGAAACUCAGUUUUAGUAUUUAAAUGGAAAUCACAUCUUUCACUGCCAGUUCUCAAGCUGUGCCUGACUCACUGCAUCAAUGACUAGGUUUACAUGCACGCUAAUAUUACCAAUAUUAGCCGAAAUAUAGCCUUCUAACUUGGGUCAUAUAGACAUACUAUUAUUUUAAUCAAAUUCACUUCAUGAUAGCACAAUGUAUAGCAUAGACCUUGUAAGGGUACAGCAUAUAUAGCCUUGUUACUGAAAUCAUGGUCCUUGAGAGCCAAUAACUGCUGAUUUUCUACCCUCCCUUUACCUGGGAGUCAGGUGUGAUGACAGUCUAGCCAAUCAGUAGCCUAUAAAGGCACAAUGUGUAGGAUAUACCCUAUGAGGGCACAGUGUUCAGAAUAUACCCAAGAAGUGUGUGCAGUGUGUAGGGUAUACCAUUUGACUUGUGUGGUUUUGGGAUCCAGUACAUAGCAGAAAUGCAAGUAAUGAUGUUUUGGAGAAGUGGUAUAAUUUCAGUCUGUAAGUGUGUGAACAGGGGUUUCCCCAAACAGAAAGCUGUUGUGUUGUAAGAGGGAUCUCAGCCUUAUAUCUUUACUUUGGUAAACAACAGCAGAUCUCUCAAAUGAGAAUAAAAAAUAAAAAACAGGAUUGCAUUCACAUAAAAUUAUGCAUGCUGAAAACAUAUGUGGGAUGAAAACAUGCUGCUUUGCUUCUGUUGCACUAUGAACUUGCUUUGACCAUUUUUAAAAUGUAAUUUCUAUAGUCUAUGUAAAGAAAUUUUUUGAAAUUGUGUAUCAUGUUUGUAUAAGAUUACUUUACAUUAAAGAAAAAAGCUCCUUGCA
This is a messenger RNA of Anguilla anguilla (European eel), 3003 nucleotides long. RefSeq names its product lipid droplet assembly factor 1-like. NCBI's taxonomy places the organism in Eukaryota, Metazoa, Chordata, Actinopteri, Anguilliformes, Anguillidae. The transcript is spliced from 4 exons. The coding region runs from base 1373 to 1840 and encodes 155 amino acids. The record is from RefSeq and is a predicted model, not a curated record.